CACAUAUCCAAGAUGAAUGUCAUCAUCCCGUUUUCCCCAGAUGUGCCCUGUGACAGCAACGGCCAGCGGAUGUGGUGGGCUUUCCUCGCCUCCUCCAUGGUCACUUUCUUUGGGGGUCUCUUCAUAAUCCUCCUGUGGAGAACUCUCAAAUACCUGUGGACUGUGUGCUGCCACUGUAACGGCAAAAAGAAGGAGGUCCAUCGGAUCACGACAGGCGAUGGCAUCAAGCGCACCGACAAGGACGACCCGGCGGCCAGCGAGGUGGGCUGGAUGACCUCGGUCAAAGACUGGGCUGGAGUCAUGAUAUCCGCUCAGACACUGACAGGAAGAGUGCUGGUGGUGCUCGUAUUUGCUCUCAGCAUUGGAGCCCUUGUUAUAUACUUUAUAGAUUCUUCUGAUCCUAUCGAGUCCUGUCAGAACUUCUACAAAGACUUCACGUUGCAGAUCGACAUGGCGUUCAACGUGUUCUUCUUGCUGUACUUCGGCCUCCGGUUCAUUGCUGCCAAUGACAAGCUGUGGUUCUGGUUGGAGGUGAACUCGGUGGUGGACUUCUUCACGGUUCCUCCGGUGUUUGUGUCGGUGUACCUGAACAGGAGCUGGCUCGGCUUGAGGUUUUUAAGGGCCUUAAGGUUGAUACAGUUCUCAGAAAUUUUACAAUUUUUGAAUAUACUAAAGACAAGCAACUCAAUAAAGCUGGUGAACCUGUGUUCGAUCUUCAUAAGCACAUGGCUAACUGCGGCAGGAUUCAUUCAUUUGGUGGAAAACUCAGGGGAUCCUUGGGAAAACUUCAAAAAUUCCCAGGCGCUUUCCUACUGGGAAUGUGUCUACUUACUCAUGGUUACUAUGUCCACUGUUGGCUACGGAGACGUUUAUGCGAAAACCACCCUGGGUCGCCUGUUUAUGGUCUUCUUCAUCCUUGGUGGUUUGGCCAUGUUUGCGAGCUACGUCCCUGAAAUCAUAGAGUUAAUAGGAAACCGCAAGAAAUAUGGUGGUUCCUAUAGUGCGGUUAAUGGGAGAAAGCACAUCGUGGUCUGUGGUCAUAUUACACUUGAGAGUGUGUCCAACUUUCUAAAAGACUUCCUACACAAGGACAGGGAUGAUGUCAAUGUAGAAAUUGUUUUUCUCCAUAAUAUUUCCCCUAAUCUUGAGCUGGAAGCCUUGUUCAAGCGCCACUUCACUCAAGUGGAGUUUUACCAAGGAUCCGUCCUGAACCCACACGACCUGGCCAGAGUUAAGAUCGAAUCAGCUGAUGCUUGUUUGAUCUUAGCCAACAAAUACUGUGCUGACCCUGAUGCUGAGGAUGCAUCCAACAUCAUGAGAGUAAUAUCUAUCAAGAACUACCAUCCAAAGAUCAGAAUUAUCACUCAGAUGUUGCAGUACCACAAUAAGGCCCACCUUUUGAACAUCCCGAGCUGGAACUGGAAGGAGGGAGAUGACGCUAUUUGCCUUGCGGAGCUAAAGCUUGGCUUCAUCGCGCAGAGCUGCCUGGCUCAGGGCCUCUCCACCAUGCUGGCCAACCUUUUCUCCAUGAGGUCCUUCAUCAAGAUUGAGGAGGACACAUGGCAGAAGUAUUACCUAGAAGGAGUGGCCAAUGAGAUGUAUACUGAGUACCUAUCGAGUGCCUUUGUGGGCAUGUCCUUCCCUGUCAUUUGCGAACUCUGCUACGUGAAGCUAAAGCUGCUACUGAUAGCUAUAGAGUACAAGUCUGAUCAAAGGGAAUGCAGCACCUUGAUUAACCCUGGAAACCACGUGAAAAUGCAGGAGGGGACAUUGGGCUUCUUCAUUGCAAGUGACGCUAAAGAAGUGAAGAGGGCGCUGUUUUACUGUAAAGCCUGCCACGAUGACAUUACUGAUCCCAAAAGGAUUAAGAAAUGUGGAUGCAAGAAAUCCAAGAAGUUCGCCUACAAGAAAAUGAAACUGGCAUGUUGUUUUGAUUGCGGCCGCUCAGAGCGGGACUGCUCUUGCAUGCCAGUUAAUGUGCGUUGUAACAUGGACUCUCCUCGACGCGACAUCCCACUCUCUGCUGUCUCUGUUAAUGAUUGCUCAGCCACUUUACGUGCCUUUGAAGAGGACCAACAGUUGGCGUUAUCGCCCAAAAAAAAGCAACGCAACGGAGGCAUGAGAAAUUCUCCAAACUCCUCACCCAAGAUUGUGAGACAUGACCCGCUCCUCAUCCCGGGAAACGACCAGAUUGAGAGCAUGGACGAGAACGUAAAGAAAUACGACUCCACGGGGAUGUUUCACUGGUGCCCGUCCAAAGACAUCGAGAAGGUCAUCUUGACCCGGAGUGAGGCAGCCAUGACUGUUCUGAGUGGUCACGUGGUCGUGUGCAUAUUUGGAGAUGUGAAAUCUGCGUUGAUUGGUCUCCGGAACUUUGUCAUGCCUCUGAGAGCGAGCAACUUUCACUACCAUGAGCUGAAGCACAUCGUGUUUGUUGGCUCCCUUGAGUAUCUGAAACGGGAGUGGGAGACCCUUCACAAUUUUCCAAAGGUCUCCAUUUUACCUGGCACGCCGUUGAGUCGGGCAGAUCUGAGGGCUGUCAACAUCAACCUCUGCGACAUGUGUGUCAUUCUGUCAGCCAAUCAGAACAAUAUUGAUGAUGCAUCACUGCAGGACAAAGAAUGCAUCUUGGCGUCACUCAACAUCAAAUCCAUGCUGUUUGAUGACAGCAUCGGGGUCUUGCAGGCUAAUUCCCAAGGCUUCACACCACCAGGAAUGGAUAGAUCCUCUCCUGAAAACAGCCCAGUCCAUGGAUUAGUGAGGCAGACUUCUGUCACAACCGGAGCAAAUAUUCCCAUCAUAACAGAACUAGUAAAUGACUCCAAUGUUCAGUUCCUGGACCAAGAUGAUGAUGACGACCCUGAUACAGAGUUAUACCUCACUCAGCCUUUUGCCUGUGGAACAGCCUUCGCCGUCAGUGUGCUGGAUUCAUUAAUGAGUGCUACAUACUUCAAUGAUAAUAUCCUCACCUUGAUCCGGACGCUGGUAACAGGCGGGGCGACCCCGGAGCUGGAGGGGCUGCUGGCAGAGGAGAAUGCAUUACGGGGCGGCUACAGCACGCCACAGACGUUGGCGAACAGGGACAGGUGUCGUGUGGCACAGCUGGCCUUGUACGACGGGCCCUUCGCCGACCUCGGGGAUGGCGGUUGUUAUGGUGACCUGUUUUGUAAAGCCCUGAAAACAUACAACAUGUUGUGUUUUGGCAUCUAUCGGUUACGGGACGCACAUCUAAACUCCCAAAGCCAAUGUACCAAACGGUAUGUCAUCACCAAUCCACCAUAUGCGUUUGAGCUGGUGCCCUCAGACCUGAUAUUCUGCCUGAUGCAGUUUGACCACAACGCUGGCCAGUCUCGAACCAGUCUCUCCCACUCUUCCCAUUCGUCCCAUUCCUCCAGCAAAAAGAGCUCCUCCGUCCACUCCAUCCAAACCACCAACCGCACCAACCGCGCCAAAAGCAGGGACUCACGAGACAAACAAAAUGGCAUUAGAGGAUCAAAACUGGGACAAUGGGACAAAAGGUUUACAGGUGAGCCACAGAAUACCCACUUGAGGACCAUACAGAUCAAGCCUGUGAAUACGCUCGCCAUCAACCAAGUCCGUCAGCAUAAAUCCACAAGCAGCUUGAUUCCACCCAUCAGAGAAGUAGAAGAUGAGUGCUGAGCUCCUGACACGGGCUGGCACCUGGACGCUUGAACCCCAAGGAGAAGCAUUGUGUAGGUCUCAGACUGGGAUUCGGGUUGAAUAUUCAUCCGCAAACAUAAAUCAACAAUUGACAUUAGAUAAGACAAACACAAACUGCUUUCCUCAUUCACCUCUGC
Molecule: messenger RNA, 3818 nt
Organism: Anoplopoma fimbria (sablefish)
Lineage: Eukaryota; Metazoa; Chordata; Actinopteri; Perciformes; Anoplopomatidae
Product: calcium-activated potassium channel subunit alpha-1-like
Exons: 30
Coding region: 13-3660 (1215 amino acids)
Biological process (GO): potassium ion transport; transmembrane transport
Cellular component (GO): postsynaptic membrane
Molecular function (GO): large conductance calcium-activated potassium channel activity
Source: RefSeq, a predicted model, not a curated record